Messenger RNA from Psammomys obesus (fat sand rat), 6358 nucleotides. It is a transcript of the gene Col6a5, whose product is annotated as collagen type VI alpha 5 chain. The coding region runs from base 1 to 5673 and encodes 1890 amino acids. Lineage: Eukaryota; Metazoa; Chordata; Mammalia; Rodentia; Muridae. The transcript has 18 exons. Gene Ontology annotation, molecular function: extracellular matrix structural constituent conferring tensile strength. The record is from RefSeq and is a predicted model, not a curated record. Gene Ontology annotation, biological process: extracellular matrix organization.
AUGAAUCUCCAGCUACUUGUGCUUGUCCUAAUCCUCUGGACAGAAACACUGGCCUAUCAGAGCCCAGGACCAGGCCCUGAGUAUGCAGAUGUGGUGUUUCUGGUGGACAGCUCUGACUCCCUGGGGAGUAAGUCCUUCCCAUUUGUGAGAACUUUUCUCAGCAAGAUGAUCAACAGCCUCCCCAUAGAGGCCAACAAGUACCGGGUGGCGUUGGCCCAGUACAGUGAUUCUCUCCACACUGAGUUCCAGCUUGGCACCUUCAAGAGCAGGAACCCCAUGCUGAACCACCUGAAGAAGAACUUUGGGUUCAUCGGUGGGUCCCUGAAGAUAGGGAACGCCCUGCAGGAGGCUCACAGGGCCUAUUUCUCUGCUCCCACAAACGGAAGAGACAAGAAACAGUUCCCCCCAAUCCUGGUGGUGCUGGCUUCAGCUGAGUCUGAGGACGAUGUGGAAGAGGCUUCGAAGGCCCUGCAGGAGGAUGGGGUGAAAAUCAUCUCUGUGGGGGUGCAGAAGGCUUCUGAGGAAAACCUGAAGGCCAUGGCCACAUCCCAGUUCCAUUUCAACCUCAGGACUGUCAGAGACCUCAGUGUGUUUGCCCCAAACAUGACCGAGAUCAUCAAGGACGUAACUAAGUACAGGGAAGGAACAAUUGUGGCUCCUAUCACACCGGUGGCCCCAAUCACACCUGUUGCCCCAAUCACACCUGUGGCUCCAAUCACAGCUGUAGCCCCCACCACAUCUGCAGCCAAUGCUGAUAAGACAGUUCCCCUUCCCAUAUCCUGUCAGAAAGACUCCCUUGCUGACAUUAUAUUCUUGGUGGAUGAGUCAGUUGGGACCACACAAAAUCUGAGGAACCUGAAGAACUUCCUGGAGAAUGUCACCAGCUCUGUGGAUGUGAAGGACAAUUGCAUGCGACUUGGACUGAUGAGCUACAGUGACAGGGCUCAGACUAUUUCUUCUCUGAUGUCAAGCACCAACCAGUCAGAAUUCCAUCAGCAAAUCCAGAAGCUCUCCCUCCGGACUGGGGGGUCUAACCUCGGGGCGGCCAUUGAGCAGAUGAAAAAAGAAGGUUUCUCAGAGUCCAGCGGCAGCAGAAAGGCACAGGGGGUCCCUCAGAUUGCUGUGCUGGUCACCCACAGACCAUCCGAUGACGCGGUGCGGGAUGUCGCGAUGGACCUUCGCUUGGAGGGGGUAACCAUGUUUGCGAUGGGCAUCCAAGGGGCCAACAGCACACAGUUAGAAGACAUAGUGUCUUAUCCUGCCGGGCAGAGCAUUUCCACACACAGCUCCUACGAACACUUGGAAUUAUACAGCGAGAACUUCCUGAAGAAGAUCCACAAUGAAAUCUGGGCCCAAGUCUCUACUCACGCAGAACACGUGGAGCUAGAUAAAACCGGCUGUGUGGAUACAAAGGAGGCUGAUAUCUACUUCCUCAUUGAUGGCUCAGGCAGCAUAAACAAGAAACAAUUUGAGCAAAUCCGGAUAUUUAUGUCAUCUGUGAUAGACAUGUUCCCCAUCGGUCCUGACAAAGUCCGAGUUGGAGUCGUGCAAUAUUCAAAUAUGAAUCAAGUGGAAUUUCCCAUUUCUCUCUACAUGGAUGGCAGUGACUUGAAGAAGGCUGUUUUUAACAUCAAGCAGCUCAAAGGUGGUACAUUCACUGGCAAAGCCCUGGAUUUCAUCCUGCCAAUAAUAAAGACGGGAAAGUCAGAGAGGACAGAUGGCGUCCCCUGUUACCUCAUUGUCCUGACUGACGGGAAGUCAGAAGACCUCGUUCUCGAACCUGCCAACAGACUGAGGGCUGAACACGUCUCCAUCCAUGCAGUGGGGAUUGGUGAGGCGAAUAAGACACAGCUGCAGCAGAUUGCUGGGGAAGCAGAAAGGGUUAACUUCGGGCAGAAUUUUGAUUCUCUGAAGAGCAUAAAAAAUGAAAUUGUUCGCAGCAUCUGCUCCGACAAAGGAUGUGAAGACAUGAAGGUGGACAUCAUGUUUUUGGUGGACAGUUCUGGAAGCAUAGGGCCUACAAAUUUUGAGACAAUGAAAACGUUCAUGAAAAGUCUGGUAGGGAAGAUGCAAAUUGGUGCCCACAGAACCCAAGUUGGUCUUGUUCAGUUCAGUGAUUACAAUAAGGAAGAAUUCCAGCUUAACAGACACUCCACACGCGAAGAAAUUUAUGCCCAGAUAGACGGGAUGGCUCCCAUCAACAGAAACACUCUUACCGGAAGUGCACUAACCUUUGUGAACCAAUACUUUGACCCUGCCAAGGGGGGCCGCCCCCAGGUCAAAAAGUUUCUCAUCCUCCUCACCGACGGAAAAGCCCAGGAUGAAGUGGGGGGCCCUGCCAGGGCUCUCAGGAACAAAGGUGUGACCAUCUUCUCCGUGGGUGUGUAUGGGGCCAAUAGGGCUGAGCUGGAGGAGAUCAGUGGGGACAGCAGCCUAGUUUUCCACGUUGAGAACUUCGAUCAUCUGAAGGCCAUAGAGAGUAAACUCAUCUUCCGUGUGUGUGCUCUACAUGAUUGCAAGAGGAUCGAACUCUUAGACAUUGUGUUCGUGCUGGAUCAUUCAGGCAGCAUAAAUCCCCAACAGCAAGAAAGCAUGAUUAACCUCACCAUCCACUUGGUGAAGAAGGCAGACAUUGGCAGGGACCGAGUUCAGUUUGGAGCUCUCAAAUACUCCAACAACCCUGAGAUCCUUUUCUACCUUAACACGCACUCAAGCAGAUCGGCCAUCAUCGAUCACCUGAGGAGGCCCCGGGACACCGGAGGGGAGACCUACACCGCCAAGGCUCUCCAGCACUCCAACAUCCUGUUCACGGAAGAGCAUGGCAGCCGCCUGAAGCAAGACGUGAGGCAGCUGAUGAUUGUCAUCACAGACGGCGUGUCCCACGACCGCAAUAAGCUCAAUGACACAGCACGGGAACUGAGGGACAAAGGCAUCACCAUCUUUGCGGUCGGCGUGGGAGCCGCCAACCAAGACGAACUGGACACCAUGGCAGGGAAGAGAGAAAAUACUGUCCAUGUAGACAAUUUCGACAAACUGGGAGAUAUUUAUCAGUCCCUGCAAGAGACUCUGUGCAAUAAUUCACAAGAGACCUGUAACCUCCAGGAAGCUGACGUGAUUUUCCUUUGUGAUGGCUCUGACAUGGUGUCUGAUUCGGAGUUUGUUACCAUGACAACUUUCUUGUCAGACUUAAUUGAUAAUUUUGACAUUCAGUCUCAAAGAAUGAAAGUAGGGAUGGCUCAAUACGGGAGCCUGUAUCAGGAAAUUAUCGGGUUGGAAAGCUCUCCGAACAAGACUCAGUGGAAAUCUCAGAUCCAAACUAUGGCCAAGAGCAAAGGGUUUCCACGACUUGACUUUGCUCUAUUGCACGUGAAACACAUGUUUGAUCCAUCUGUCGGCGGGAGAAGAUACGCUGGUGUCCCUCAGACUUUGGUGAUCAUCACAUCUGCUGCUCCCCGCUACGAUGUGACAGACGCAGUGAAAGUCCUGAAAGACCUUGGCAUUUGUGUGCUGGCUUUGGGCAUAGGAGAUAUUUAUAAGGAACAACUUCUUCCUAUCACAGGAAAUUCGGAGAAAAUAAUUACUUUCCAAGACUUUAAUAAACUAAAGAAUGUGGAUGUGAAGAAGAGAAUGGUCCGUGAAAUCUGCCAGAGCUGUGGGAAAGCCAAUUGCUUUGUGGAUGUAGUGGUCGGGUUCGACAUUUCCACUCAUCGCGAGGGCCAGCCUUUGUUGCAGGACCAUCCCCACUUGGAAUCACACCUCCCAAGGAUCUUAGAGGCCAUCACCUCUAUCAGAGGGGUGAGCUGUGGGGCAGGUGCGGAGGCGCAGGUGAACCUGGCUUUUAAGGUGAACAAUGACCAAGAGUUCCCAGCCAAGUUCCAAACCUAUCAGAAAGCGCUGUUUGAUGAUCUGCUGCAAGUCACCGUCCGUGGGCCAACUCAUCUGAACGCACAGUUCUUGCAGUCGCUCUGGGACGUGUUUGAGGAGCGAUCAGCCUCCAGGGCCCAGGUAAUGCUUAUUUUCUCAGAUGGUCUCCAGGGCGAAAGCGUCACCACGCUGGAGCAGCAGUCGGACAGGCUCCGAGAAGCAGGACUUGAUGCUCUCUUGGUGGUGUCCCUUGACACAUUGGCUCCCGAUGAGUUUUCCAGCUUUGGAUUUGGACAAGGAUUCGACUACAGGACUCACCUGACCAUUGGAAUGAUGGACCUGGGCAAGAAGCUUUCCCAGUAUCUGGGAAACGUCGCAGAGAGGGCUUGUUGCUGUACGUUUUGUAAAUGUCCGGGGACUCCCGGACCUCAUGGAACCCGGGGACUCCAAGCCUCAAAGGGUUUUUCGGGUCUGAAAGGCAGCAGAGGACACAGAGGAGAGGAUGGAGAUCCUUCCAGGACUCAAGCCCAUGGAAUGGUACCAACCACAUUUAGGUCCCCCUCCCCAACCCCAAGAUUGCAUGAGGUUUCUGCAAGCAAGAACAGCCUUGCUGGUCAAGGGCUGAGUGCCGGGAAAGACUCAUCUUUUCUGUUGGAAGGUCAUGGAGGGGACCGUUCGGUUUACAUUCCAAACCAAAUGCUCGAGGCGCAUAAGUUGGUGAAUCACUAUGGAACUGAGCUGGGAUCUGCAGCGACAGCAAGUCUCACUUCCGAACCUGACGGCCAUGGCAGAAAAGAAGUGGGUCUUGCUGACGAGCCUGGGGAUGCUUCUGUUCAAGAAUAUUACAUGGAUGUGGCUUUCCUCAUAGAUGCUUCUCAAAGAGUAGGACAUGAUGAGUUUAAGGAAGUGAGAGAUUUUAUAACUUCAGUGCUGGAUUACUUUCACAUCACCCCAGCUCCGCUGACCUCUGUCUUAGGAGACAGAGUGGCUGUCCUGACCUACUCUCCUCCAGGCUAUCUGCCAAACGCUGAAGAAUGCCCAGCCUACCUGGAAUUCGAUUUGCUCACUUACAGCACUGUACAUCAAAUGAAACAUCAUCUCCAAGAGUCUCUUCAGCAGCUCAAUGGAGAUGUUUUUAUUGGGCAUGCCCUUCAGUGGACAAUUGACAAUGUCUUUGUAGGAACCCCCAACCUGAGGAAAAACAAAGUUAUCUUUAUAGUAACUGCUGGUGAAACUAACCCUUUAGACAAAGAAGUUUUAAAAAAUGCAUCUCUGAGAGCCAAGUGCCAAGGCUACUCCAUAUUUGUAUUUUCCUUUGGUCCUGUACACAAUGACAUGGAGUUAGAAGAAUUAGCAAGCCACCCCCUGGAUCAUCACUUAGUCCAGCUUGGCCGGACACACAAGCCAGAUUUGGAUUAUAUCAUCAAGUUUGUCAAGCCGUUUGUUUAUUCAGUCAGACGUGCCAUCAACAAAUAUCCCACCAGAGACCUGCAAGCCAAGUGUGCUAAUAUCACCUUUGCCCAACCAGAGGAUACUGGCACAGACGACAGCAUAUUCUUCAUCCCUGAGGUGUACAAAAUCGAGGCAGGAGACAGCGAGCUGUUUGGAGACUUGGGUUCUCAGGAGCAGCAUCUCUUCCUACUAGGGGACAAUCACGGCAACCAUUCAGGGACCACAGCUGACUUGAUCCAGAAGUUGUACACACUCUUCUCCUCUGGGGAACUGAUGGUGAAUGAUGAGGAAGAGCCAUCUUCAGAAGAAACUGUAGCUCCAGUGAAUGACAAACGAGAUGGCGAGGAUGCAAGAUGAAGGCACAGGAGAGCAGAGCGCCUGCUGGCAGAGGGACUCCCUGCCUUAGGCACAGGAGCUAGAACUAAAUAUAGGACUCGGUCCCAAAUCGGAAGGAGAGACUCUUCAGAAUGAAGACAUCAAGGAACAGGCCUGUGAAACGAGGAAUGGGUUUCACCUCUCAGGAGGAACGGGGACACCAAGCAAGCACAGGCAACAGUCUCCCCAGGGGCCACUCUGUUCACUUACUCUGAUCAGUUUGGAUGAUUAGCUGCCGAAAGAAGAUUUUCACCGUAGUCGUCAUCACAUCUGCACCUCCAAUUAGACCCUCGAGUAAAAACAAUUUGUAACUCGAAUGUCCUGGGAUUGUCUUUUGUCCAUUAAUACAACUGUAAACUCAGUGCUUUGGUUCUGGUAGGACCCUGAGAUUACAUCCAGCAUUAUUUACCUGUAGUCAGUGGGUUUGCUUUACCAGGACAUUUAUAAAGUAACAAAUUCAUAACUAACAAGAUGGGAGGAGAAGCCUGCUUUAUGAACUGCGCGCUCGCUUUGGGAACACUUGCUUUCUAUUUUGAUGUGCUUUUGCAUUAUGUGUACUUGAGUUUUGCUGAAAAAAAAAAUCGUGUCUACGUGUGAAUACGGAAACAGAGCUGAUUUUUAAGAAUUACAGUGUGUCAAAACAGUUUCCAAAACAGCAACAAUAAAC